Molecule: messenger RNA, 4668 nt
Organism: Thlaspi arvense
Lineage: Eukaryota; Viridiplantae; Streptophyta; Magnoliopsida; Brassicales; Brassicaceae
Source: the annotation of a GenBank genome assembly
AAAAAAAUAUUUUAGCUCACGCAUUCAAGAGGGAGGAAGAGACUAGAGAGCACCCUAAUUCCUCAGUCGCUUCUCAAUCUAAUUUCAUUCAAUUUUUCAGCUCCUUGUAAAAUUCUAAAUCUCUGAAUCCCUAAUUCGGUAGAGAAGAUGAGUUUCGCGGCCUUCAAGAUGAUGCAUUGGCCGACCGGCGUCGAGAACUGCGCCUCCGGCUACAUCACUCACUCAAUCUUCGACACAACGCUACAUAUUCCGAUUGUUUCCGGCGAUGACCUCGAAGCUGACUGGCCUGCUCCCAAACGCGGCAUCGGCGCAGUGCCAAACGUCGUUAUAACCGCCGCAAACAUCCUUGAGGUGUACGUGGUUAGGGUUCAAGAGGAAAGAAAUAGUAGUCAGGAGCCGAGGAAUCCGAAGCUCGCUAAACGCGGUGGAGUCAUGGAUGGCGUCUCCGGUGUUUCUCUCGAGCUCGUGUGCCAUUACAGGUUGCACGGCAACGUCGAGUCAAUUGCGGUAUUGCCUAUGGGCGGCGGAAAUUCUUCUUCUAAGGGGAGAGAUUCGAUCGUACUGACGUUUCGCGACGCAAAAGUUUCGGUUCUUGAGUUUGAUGAUUCGAUUCAUGGCCUUCGAAUGAACUCGAUGCACUGUUUUGAGGGUCCAGAUUGGCUUCAUCUGAAAAGAGGAAGAGAGACUUUUGCAAGAGGCCCCUUGGUAAAAGUGGAUCCUCAAGGCAGAUGUGGCGGCGUUCUUGUUUACGGUUUGCAGAUGAUCAUACUCAAGGCUUCUCAGGCUGGUUCUGGACUAGAUGGAGAUGAUGAUCCGUUCAGUUCUGGAGGGACAGUUUCUGCUCGAGUUGAAUCAUCGUACAUAAUCAACUUGCGUGAUCUGGAAAUGAAACACGUCAAAGAUUUUGUUUUUCUACAUGGUUAUAUUGAGCCUGUAAUUGUCAUCCUUCAGGAAGAAGAGCAUACUUGGGCUGGGCGAAUUUCAUGGAAGCACCAUACUUGCAAGCUUUCCGCUCUUAGUAUCAAUACGACAUUAAAACAACACCCAGUCAUCUGGUCAGCUAUUUCAGCCUCUUGUGCUCUGGCACUGAACAAUUUUGCCUCCUCAGCUGAUAGCAGUCAAGAACUGCCUGCAUCGAAUUUCAGUGUGGAACUCGAUGCUGCCCAUGGAACCUGGAUAUCGAACGAUGUGGCCCUAUUGUCAUCAAAAUCUGGGGAAUUGUUACUGCUCACUCUUAUAUAUGAUGGGCGUGCUGUACAGAGACUUGAUCUAUCCAAAUCAAAAGCCUCUGUGCUUGCUUCGGACAUUACUACUGUUGGAAAUUCCCUUUUCUUUUUAGGUAGCCGGUUAGGAGACAGUUUACUGGUGCAAUUUUCCUGUAGAACUGGGCCUGCAGCAUCAUUACCUGGGUUGAGAGAUGAGGAUGAGGACAUUGAAGGUGAGGGUCAUCAAGCAAAACGUUUGCGGAUAUCUUCUGAUGCUUUUCAAGAUACAAUUGGAAAUGAGGAGCUUUCGUUGUUUGGUUCGACACUAAAUAACUCCGAUUCAGCACAGAAAUCGUUUUCGUUUGCAGUGAGAGAUUCACUAGUUAAUGUUGGUCCAGUGAAAGAUUUUGCGUACGGCUUAAGGAUAAAUGCUGAUGCAAACGCCACUGGGAUUUCGAAACAGAGCAAUUAUGAAUUGGUAUGCUGUUCUGGUCAUGGCAAGAAUGGUGCUGUUUGUGUUCUUCGGCAGUCAAUUCGACCGGAAAUGAUUACUGAGGUUGAACUUCCAGGAUGCAAAGGAAUAUGGACAGUUUAUCACAAGAGCGCCCGUGGUCAUAACGUUGAUUCUUCUAAAAUGGCCGCUGAUGAAGAUGAAUAUCAUGCCUAUUUGAUUAUUAGUUUGGAGGCUCGCACGAUGGUACUUGAAACCGCUGACCUUCUCACAGAAGUCACUGAGAGUGUGGACUAUUAUGUUCAGGGAAGAACAAUUGCUGCUGGAAAUUUAUUUGGAAGGCGUCGGGUAAUUCAGGUGUUUGAGCAUGGUGCCCGUAUCCUGGAUGGUUCUUUUAUGAAUCAAGAAUUAAUAUUUGGAGCUCCGAAUUCAGAAUCCAAUUCUGGUUCUGAAAGUUCCACUGUGUCAACUGUUUCAAUCGCUGAUCCAUAUGUUUUACUUAGAAUGACAGAUGACAGUAUUCGUCUGCUUGUUGGAGACCCUUCUACUUGCACAGUUUCCAUAAGUAGUCCAUCUAUACUUGAAGGCUCCAAAAGGAAGGUAUCGGCCUGUACAUUGUACCAUGAUAAAGGACCAGAACCAUGGCUAAGGAAAGCUAGCACUGAUGCAUGGCUUUCGUCAGGAGUUGGAGAGGCUGUUGAUAGUACUGAUGGUGGACCUCAUGAUCAGGGUGACAUAUACUGUGUUCUCUGUUACGAAAGUGGUGCCCUUGAGAUAUUUGAUGUGCCUAGUUUCAAUUGUGUUUUCUCCGUUGAUAAAUUUGCGUCUGGAAGAAGCCACCUCUCUGAUAUGCCGAUUAAUGAGUUAGAAUAUGAACUCAACAAAAACUCUGAGGAAAAUACUUCUGCAAGGAAUGAAGACACUACGAAAACAAAGGUCGUUGAAUUAGCUAUGCAAAGAUGGUCUGGGCAUCAUACACGCCCAUUUCUCUUUGCAGUAUUAGCUGAUGGCACAAUUCUUUGUUACCAUGCCUACCUAUUUGAGGGUGUUGAUGGUACCAAAGCAGAUAAUAGUGUAUCUUUAGAAAACUCUGUUGCUUUAAUUUCCUCCGGUAAUUCUAAGUUUAGGAAUCUGAAAUUUCUUCGCAUCCCCUUGGACACGUCUACAAGAGAGGAGACUUCAGAUGGAGUUGCAGCUCAAAGAAUUACCAUGUUCAAGAAUAUUAGCGGUCACCAGGGGUUUUUUCUUUCUGGCUCAAGGCCAGGAUGGUGUAUGUUGUUCAGAGAGCGACUUCGAUUUCAUUCACAGCUAUGCGAUGGACCAAUUGUGGCCUUUACUGUUCUUCACAAUGUGAAUUGCAAUCACGGGUUCAUAUAUGUCACAUCACAGGGAAUUUUGAAGAUUUGCCAAUUACCUUCAGCAUCAAUCUACGAUAAUUAUUGGCCAGUGCAAAAGAUUCCUUUGAAGGCCACGCCUCACCAAAUUACUUACUACGCGGAGAAGAACUUGUACCCGCUGAUAGUAUCAUAUCCGGUCAGCAAGCCAACGAAUCAAGUGAUUUCUUCACUAGUUGAUCAAGAAACUGGCCAGCAGAUUGACAACCAUAAUCUGAGCUCUGAUGAUCUCCAACGACCAUACACCAUAGAGGAAUUUGAAAUCCAAAUUUUGGAACCAGAAAGAUCUGGUGGCCCCUGGGAAACUAAAGCCACUAUUCCAAUGCAGAGCUCAGAACAUGCACUCACUGUGCGAGUUGUUUCACUUUUUAAUAAAAACACAUCUGAGAACGAAACACUUCUUGCUGUUGGAACUGCCUAUGUCCAGGGGGAGGAUGUUGCAGCAAGGGGCCGUGUGCUUCUUUUCUCAUUUGGAAGAAAUGGUGAUAAUUCUCAAAAUUUGGUUACUGAAGUCUACUCAAAGGAGCUAAAAGGUGCUAUAUCAGCUAUAGCUUCCAUUCAAGGUCAUCUUCUAAUAUCAUCUGGUCCUAAAAUCAACUUGCACAAGUGGGAUGGCACCGACUUAAGCGUUGCUGCCUUCUUUGAUGCUCCACCGCUCUAUGUAGUGAGCAUGAAUGUUGUGAAGAAUUUCAUCCUCCUUUGUGAUGUUCACAAGAGCAUAUACUUUCUUAGUUGGAGGGAUCCCUCGUUUACCUUACUAGCCAAAGAUUUCGGAUCCCUCGAUUGCUUUGCUUCAGAGUUUUUGAUUGAUGGAAGUUCUCUUAGCCUCGCUGUCUCGGAUGAGCAAAAAAAUGUCCAGGUUUUCUUUUAUGCGCCAAAGAUGUCGGAGAGCUGGAAAGGUCUGAAACUUCUUCCGAGGGCUGAGUUUCACGUCGGUGCGCACGUGACGAAGUUCCUACGUCUUCAGACCGUUGCAUCUUCGACCGCAGAUAACAAAAACCGCUACGCUUUGCUGUUUGCUACUCUAGACGGAAGUUUCGGCUGCAUUGCUCCGCUUGACGAGGUCGCGUUCCGUAGGUUACAGUCUCUGCAGAAAAAGCUAGUGGAUGCUGUUCCUCAUGUCGCGGGUCUGAAUCCACGCUCUUUCCGCCAGUUCCGGUCGAGUGGGAAGGCUCGACGACCUGGUCCUGACAACAUCAUCGACUGUGAGCUACUCUGCCAUUACGAGAUGCUUCCUUUGGAGGAACAGCUUGAACUCGCUCACCAGAUUGGGACAACACGAGCUCAGAUUUUCACGAAUCUUGUUGACCUCUCUGUCGGAACCAGCUUCUUGUGAAAGUCAAGAUCAUAAUGCGUUGUUCAUCUAUGGAAACAAAGAAGAGAAGAAAAAGGCAGUCUUUUGCUUCAUGUUGUACAGAUGUUGUAACUUGUGUGGUUUAACUAUCAUGAACUUUAAUGUUUUGUGGCAUUUAGAUUAUGUUACGUUUCUUAUCGACUCUCUUCAGUUUACUUUAGAUCUGGAAAGCAACUUAAGUACAACUUUCUUUAAAUUUAUUUGAGAAUUACAGAAUUCAGUUUAUCAAUGAAAACUUUCUUUACUUUGAAUGCUCAGUUUUAC